Didymosphaeria variabile is the source of this 735-nucleotide messenger RNA. RefSeq lists its product as uncharacterized. The coding region runs from base 1 to 735 and encodes 244 amino acids. The record is from RefSeq and is a predicted model, not a curated record. NCBI's taxonomy places the organism in Eukaryota, Fungi, Ascomycota, Dothideomycetes, Pleosporales, Didymosphaeriaceae. The transcript has a single exon.
AUGGUCUGUACCGAGAAGCUGAUCGAGGUGUUCUGGUACGUCUACAUGCUCACGAAUAUGUAUGUCAGCUUUACAACUGUCGUUGAAGCCGCCCUGAGCAUGUCCUUCACGCGAGAUGCACGAGCGAGAGUUACCAAGAUGGCAGUGCUCGACUUCAAGCCUGGAUCGGGGCCUUGGCCCACCCGAGACGAACAGUUGCCUAUCAUUGAUCUGAUCAUCGUCGCCUAUCUGCCCAACGAACGCGACAUCAUUAUGGACCGCGUCAAGUACCUCUGCACACAAAUUGUGUACCCCGUGGACCGCAUCCGCAUCAACUGUGUGUACAAUACUCCAAUCCCUAUCGAACCUCUGGAGACCGAACUCGUUGAGCUGCAAGACGUUUACUCCCAACUCCGCGUGCUCAAAGUUCCCGGAAGCAAGUCAAAGGCCGACAAUCUGAAUUACUUCUUCACCCUCAAUACCGGUGCAGAUGUCAUCGCCAUCUUCGACGCAGACCAUUACCCGCAUCCGCAUAAUCCACGCUGGGCCGCUGAGAGAUUCAUGGGCGAUUCUGAAGUCAGCAUUGUUCAAGGCCGCUGCGUCAUCUACAAUUCGCGUGAUUCGUGGCUCACACGCCUUAUCGCCAUCGAAUUCGACAAAAUCUACGCCGUUUCUCACCCCGGACGUGCGUUGAUGAUGACCUUCGGUCUUUUCUGUGGUACAUUUCGCGGCUUCAACCAAAUGAGCAAUGACUAA